AGCUCGAUAAUGCAUUUUGCUUUGGCCCUAAUAGUUGCUGUUGGAGUACACGGAGUCGCCGCUGAGGACGAGUGCGUUCGCAUUAUACGUGAGUAUUAUGAAGACGAAUAUGAAGAGUUAGCAGCGGAACCCAUGAAAAAUCCAGGAUUCCACCGCUACGGAUAUAUGCUGCCAUGUGGAGGCAUUGUUACUUCUGUCGAGGCUCGCGGGUUCUGUGGCAGACCCGAAAAUGUUGAAAUGCGAUUGACAAGUGGUGUAAGAGCAAAGCAUAGUUAUCAUGAUGUGACUAGUCGAAUAUUAGUGCCCGCAAAGUGCAACAAAACCGCGAUGGUUGACAAUAAUUACGAAGGGUACGUCAGCGCCACCGGUCUAAACAUCACUGUCCCUCGCAGUGGUACACUGGUGGUGCACUUGAACCUGGAAUGUUCAAUUGGUGAGGCAAAGUGUUACUUUCAGCCAGCAGUUAUAAAUGAAACCAGC
Geodia barretti is the source of this 480-nucleotide messenger RNA. The record is from the annotation of a GenBank genome assembly. Lineage: Eukaryota; Metazoa; Porifera; Demospongiae; Tetractinellida; Geodiidae.